Molecule: messenger RNA, 2363 nt
Organism: Prunus mume (Japanese apricot)
Lineage: Eukaryota; Viridiplantae; Streptophyta; Magnoliopsida; Rosales; Rosaceae
Source: RefSeq, a predicted model, not a curated record
CUCUCUCUCUCUCUCUCUCUCUCUCUAUCUCUUUGUCUCUCUCUGCAGUUUCUUUUCCUCCGCCAAUUUCCCUAUUUUCUGUCUAUAUUUUAAAAUCGAUUUGUCUCUUUCUGUGUCCGAUCCCAAUACAAAAACGUAUCCUUGAUCCUCAUUUGAUUUGGUACUUUUACUCUUUUUUUUUUAAAAGGGGUUUGGAGAAUGAUUCGAGGGCUUCAGGGUCAAUGUAGGUCAAUGUUCUUGUAAUUGAGGUUUCAAUUCGCUGUCUGCAAUCAAGGAUUUCGGAUUUGGGGCGUUUUGGAUAUGUAGUUGGAGAAAGGGGGUUCUUGAUUUUCGGAAAAAGUUACCCUCAAUUUUGACGAUUUUGUAAUUAUUGUAGAAAAAGUCGGAUUUUUCCAAUUGGAUUUUCUGGGAUUCGGUAUUUAUCCUGUUUGAUGCUAAUUUAAUGCUUAUAUUGCGAUCGUGUGGUUCUUAGGCCGAGUUAUUGGGGUAAAGUGAAGGUUUUGAUCUGCGGAGAGGUGUCAAUUGGGAAUUUUUCGAGAUUUGGGGGUUUAUUGUUUGGUGGGUUUGGGGUUAUGCACACAAUAAAGGCUGAAAUUAGCACAAAUCCUUGUAAAAUAGCCAUUUUGAGCUUUUGGGUUGAGCUGUAUUGAAGAUUGUUGCAUCAUGGAGCAUGUGAUUGCUGGGAAGUUUAAGUUGGGGAGGAAGAUUGGGAGUGGCUCUUUUGGAGAACUCUAUUUAGGUGUAAAUGUGCAAACUGGAGAGGAGGUGGCUGUUAAGCUGGAACCUGGGAAGACCAAGCAUCCCCAGCUUCACUAUGAGUCAAAAUUGUAUAUGCUUCUUCAAGGAGGAACGGGCAUACCCCACCUCAAGUGGUUUGGAGUUGAGGGUGACUACAACAUCAUGGUUAUUGAUCUUCUUGGACCAAGUUUGGAAGAUUUGUUCAACUACUGUAAUAGGAAGUUCACAUUGAAAACAGUGUUGAUGCUUGCAGAUCAAUUAAUUAACAGAGUUGAAUACAUGCACUCAAGAGGUUUUCUUCACCGUGAUAUAAAGCCUGACAACUUUUUAAUGGGCCUAGGGCGUAAAGCCAAUCAGGUCUAUGCUAUUGAUUUUGGUCUAGCAAAGAAGUAUAGGGAUCUUCAGACUCAUAGGCACAUACCAUACAGGGAGAACAAGAACCUCACAGGCACUGCUCGCUAUGCAAGUGUUAACACUCACCUUGGAAUUGAGCAAAGCAGAAGAGAUGAUCUGGAAUCUCUUGGUUAUGUUCUAAUGUAUUUCCUAAGAGGAAGCCUUCCCUGGCAGGGUUUAAAAGCUGGCACAAAAAAGCAAAAGUACGAUAAAAUCAGUGAAAAAAAAAUGUCAACUCCUAUAGAGGUGCUGUGCAGAUCACAUCCAUCUGAGUUUGUAUCCUACUUUCAUUAUUGCCGAUCAUUGCGGUUUGAAGACAAGCCAGAUUAUUCUUAUUUGAAGAGGCUUUUCCGAGACUUAUUUAUUCGAGAAGGUUAUCAAUUUGACUAUGUAUUUGACUGGACUGUAUUGAAGUACCCUCAGAUUGGUGGCAGCUCUAGAGGAUGGCAUGCCAAUGGAAAAGCAGGUUUAAGCGCCGGGCCAUCUAUGGAAAGAACAGAAAGAGUCUCAGCAUUUUCCCUUUUGGUUUCCCACAAAGAUAGAUUCUCAGGUGCAGUUGAAGCAUUUUCGAGGAGAAAUACUUCAGGGUCUAGUCCACGUCAGGAUCAUUUGAAACACAGGUCUUUUGAGGAUGCACCUUCAUCCAAAGAUGUGCACCAUGAUUCUGAAAGGGGACGGAGUUCCUCUCGAUAUGGCAGCACUUCAAGAAAAGCUAUUAUAAACAGUAAGCCAAGUUCCUCAGCUGGUGAUCAAAGUCACAGUGAUGGCCGCACAAGCCGAUUAGUCUCAAGCAGUAGCCGCCCUUCUACCACACAGAGAGGUAAUUUGGGGUAUGAACCCAAGCGCUCUGCAGCAGCAAGAGGCACACGUGAUGAUCCUCUCCGGAGCUUUGAGCUCCUUUCAAUCAGGAAGUAAUGGAGAGUAUUUCACUAUAGAUAUUUGCCAGUCAUCUAAUGGAUAAAUCCUCGUACUAUUUGAUGAGUACUGAAAAAAGAAAAACAAAAAACCAAGACAAAAACUCGCUUGCUUUGUACAUGGGAUAUCACCUAAGCACUGCGUUUUCCGAUCUUAUUGCAUGUCUAAUGACAGCAUUUCCAGGCUUUUCUUCCUCCCACUUUUUUCUCUCCCAAGAGUUUCCUUUCCGGCCAUUGUAACUGUAUUAGAAACAUACAUUUUUCUUAGCUGUAAUAAUUACUAUUUCUUUAUUAUACGCCCACUUUGAAUUGAGACCA